UGUGUAGAAUCAACGCGUACAUCCGCGCGCGAUGGGAAAUCGCGUAGAGCAGUAUAGUAUUAGCAUAGUGCAGCAGUAGCGGUCGUCCAGUGCUCGCGUACCCAUAUAAAGUUGUAGCGGGUACAUAGUGCGCGAGAGGUCUAACCUCAAAAGAGAUUCGGUCGAAUCUCUACUGGCAUGGAGCUAGGAGUGCACUGACAGCGAUAGUUCACAAGAUCUUGGUUUCUAUGCAUUGCCUGCCAAAGAAGAACUGAGCCCAAUGUUUCCACACAAUUCUAGUUCACAUGAGAUUUCUACCGAAACAAAUGCCUUCGUACAAAAUUCCAAGUUUAUCAAACGACUGUUGCAGGGGGAUGUAGUAGUAUUAGAGGGAAGCAGUCUGAGUGGGGUGGGGGAGGGGAACGAACCAGAGGACGCUGGGUACUGUGAUAUCGAAUUCAUAAACAGCAGCAGCAGCAUCAGCACGAUGGCAGCACCUACCAGCCACCCCGAAGCUACCGCCGCCAAUGACUUCUCAACCGUCCUGUCACGCCAUUCUGGUGAGCUCGGCUCGGCCGGUAUGCGCUCGGCCCGUCGGUCGUCUCUGGCUCCGAUAGAAGCAGCAGCAGCAGCAUUAUCAUCGGCAGCAGCAACGUCGUCGCCAUCUUCAUCAUCGUUAUCAGCAACAGCAGCAGCAGUAGCAGGCGACAUACAGCAGAACAACAAGUAUAACAACAAUAUGAUUAACUACAACAAUGCCAACAACAAGAUGAACAACAACAACAAUGAUAGACCAAGAAGCGACGAGGAAGCUGAGAAGUUGGAGCUGGAGGAGGAUGAGCAAUCCACCACAAUGAACCACAACAAUGCAGAACAUAAUCAUCACAAGUGCAGAAAUCCGAAACAGCAGCAGCAGAAUGAUAGCUGUUGGCCGGAGGCUCGUCGUCGUCGUCGCGGCCCGCCCAAGCAAUCGCGGACGACGGCUAGCAGCCAAGCCGCUAACUCUAAGUCUACGUCUAAGCCGUUAAGUGAUAAUAAGGAUAGCUUUAGCUCAGUAAGCCCUAGGGUACUAAGCUUAAGAAUUCGUCGUAAGAUGAGCAGCAGCAGCAGCAAUUGCAGCAGCAAAAUAAUAAUAAUCGACGGCGUCGACAGCAGGAAGGACAAAAACAAAAACAAAAUAAACCGGCUCUCCCGAGGGCCAACACCUAGCCUAGUUAGGAUACCCAAGUCUGACGGCCAGCGGGCCCUUAACCUUAAGGCUAAGCUUAGUCAUGUAAGUUACUUUAAGCCGAAUAACUCCAAGUCUGUGAUAUCGCUCAGCUCGAGCAGCAACUCUGCCGCCGGUGGUGGUAGCGCUAGCCGAGGCUUCGGCAACGGCCAGCAGCUCAUCGUCAUCGCCAGCAGCCGGCAGCAAGUAAGACGCCGGGUUCUCGCGCGCACGGCCAGUUCUUCCAUUACGCUUACCGUUUCCAAAAGACGCGCUGGCCCUGCUGCAGCAUUAGCCAGAGCCAACAAGCCGGCCGCCACCUUCAUCACUACCCCGUGGGGACGUGCAGGGGCUGCAAGAAUCGAGCUGCCGCGACGACUAAUAAGCGCAUUAUGUGUUCCAUUAACGAUAGGCACUCCGUCGACCAAGUCUACUAAGAACAAGAUCGAACAAGACCAGUCGCGGAGAAUAAUCGAUGGUAUUAGCUGUACCGAAGCAACAAUAUGUACUGUUGGUGCUCUUUCAUUUCAGGAUAACAAUAAGUCUAACGAGCCUCUAAACACUAGCUUUAAGAGUGUCGCGCUCGUGGCCGCGGCCAAAGAACCUGUCGACGAUAAGCAAGAGGAGCAAGAGGAGGAGAAGAAGGCGCUUGCGGCGGCGGCGCCCGGGCGCGAGUCUAACCUAACACUUAAGUCUCUGUCUAAGUCUACGCCGAGCGUUAAGUCUAGCGAUAAGUCUGACACUGAUGUUGUUUUAAUGGUUAAUAACGAUAAUAAUAAAGAGGAGGCGUCCCGCGUAUCAGCAGCAGCGGCCACGUUCCUGAUGGAUCGCGCGGACGAUAGUGAUGAUAAAGAGGAGAUACUUGAUGAGGAGAAGUAUAAGGAGAACAGUAGCCAGGACGACGUCGGUCGGUUCGAGCAGGAGCCGACCCUUAACAUUCCUACACUGACUACCUGCGAGCCUACGAUGACGCUUACACGCAAAUCGACCACCGUCACAUCCCAAACGAACGAUGUACCUGCUGAGCCUCGUUUCCAAGCCGACGAACACGAUCUCGAUGUCGAGGAGUAUGACAAUGCGAGGAUGACGAGAAUGAAUAAUGAAACGAGGACUAGCCUCGUGGAAGACUGCAAGGACCUCCUCGCCGAUUACUGGAUAUCGCGCGAUCCGCGCCACUUGACGAGACUGAGGGAGGCCUUGAAUACUCUGCUGACAACUCGUGACAACUCGCCUACUACAACCACGACAUAUCUACCAUCAUCACCAUUAUCAUUGACUACCUCUGAGUCUGCUCGUCUGCAGUACAGCUGUGCCGCAGUGAGCAGCGCCUCGAUCAUUCUCGGCUACAAGGAGCGCUGGGGUAUUGCCGCGUUCAUGGGUCUGGCCGGUGGCGGCGAGAGCUCGCUGAACAAUAGCGCCGCGGCCAACUGGGCCGCUGCUCAGCCGACCACUCCCAACAACAACAAUCAGGCCCAAUCCGGCUGGGGAACAGCUGGAACAGGAGCGGGUGGAGCCGGUGGCGGUCCAGGUACACCUGGCAACCAAGCCGUUGUCGGCGGCCAAGCUGGACCACCUCGCGACUGGCAGAGUGCCACGCGACCCAGCACCAUCGGCAAUCAGAUUUCCAAUCAGAAUCCCAACCAGAAUCAGAGUCAGGGUCCAACUGGACCACCUACCAAUCAAGGAUCUAAUCAAGCAGGCCCACCAACGUCCCAAUCGAACAAUCAAUCUCAGUCAAACCAGGCAGGCGCAGGCAGCGCUGCUCAAUGGGCCCAGGGCGGUGCUGGCGGUAAGCCUAACAAUCCCGUCGGUAGCGGCGUACCCAACAAUCCGCAAGGUCAGAACAACAACGGUGCCAAUGUUGUGAAUCCGCAACAACAGCCACCACAGCAGCAGCAAGCUGGUCAAUCUGGCCAACAACAGGCUCAACAGCAACAAUCGCCCGCUGCCGGUGCUGGAAAUAAUAAUCAGCAGAUACCCGUUACUCCAGGCCAAGGCCCAGUAAGCACUGCCACGACGCCCACUACUCCUUCGACCAAACUGCAACUUGAGCAAUUGAACACCAUGAGAGAGGCGCUUUUCAGUCCUGAUGGCUGGGGAUGCCAACAUGUGAACCAAGACACUAAUUGGGAUGUGCCAACUUCACCAGAGCCACCUCGUGAUCCGCACAAAGAGAAUAUGCCGCAAUGGAGGCCCCCGAUCAACAACGGCACUGAUCUGUGGGAGGCCAAUCUGCGCAACGGUGGUCAGCCACCGCCGCAGCAGCAGAACAAGACCCCCUGGGGGCACACGCCUUCGACCAACAUCGGUGGAACGUGGGGCGAAGACGAUGACACCGCUGACUCGUCCAACAUGUGGACAGGAGCUCCAGCUCCAAGUCAACCCAGCAACGCUCCCUGGCCAGGCAGCUCAGGCAACCAGACCGGUAUGUGGCAGUCACCCGCAACGGGCGGUGCUGGAUCUGGAGCUGGCGCGGCCAGUGUGCACGGAGGCGGAGGUUCAAACUGGGGCGAUCCUCGCGUCGAUCCUCGGGACCCGCGCGAAAUUCGCUCAGUCGAUCCUCGAGAAAUGCGUGGAGCUGAUCCCCGCGAACACCGUAUGUCAUUGGAUCCUCGUGAACAGCACAUUCGUGUAGUUGACCCCAUGGUCCGCGACCCACGAAUGUCCGGCGAAAUGCGCGGUGACCCACGCGGUGGUAUUUCUGGCCGACUCAACGGUGCCAGUGCUGACGCUAUGUGGAACCAACCACCAGGUCCACCGCAUCACCAGCUACCAGGUCACCAGCACCCCAGUGGCCCUCCGACAAAGAUGCUUGCCCCUUCGAGCAUGAACCAGUGGUCGGCUCCGCCACCCAAAGAAAUGAUGCCUGGCAAACCUUCCGGCUGGGAGGAACCAUCGCCUCCCACGCAACGGAGGAAUGUGCCGAACUACGACGACGGUACCAGUCUCUGGGCCAAUCCCGCUGCUAAUCAGCGACCCAUACAGGGCGGCAAAGUCUCGCACUGGAAAGACGUUCCACCUCAGAAUCUCGGACGUGGAGGCAUGCAGUGUCCUCCCGGAAUGUUACAAAACCAGAUGCCCGGUCAGCCCGGCAUAAAACCCGACUCGGUAGGAGGAGGUGGUGGCGGAGGUGGUCCCAUGUGGGGUAAUCACCCAGGUAGCGGUGGUCCUACUGGAGGCGGUCACAAUGGUUCCUGGACCGAAGGUCCGCCCGAUGCCGCUGGCUGGAAUGCCGAGAGCAAGUCACGCCGUCGUCCUCCUUACAUCGACAUUGUCGAUCCCCGUAACCAGGCUCCCUGGGAUGAACACCAGAAGCCCCAACCGAUGGGUCCCAGUGGUGUUAGUAACUGGGGCGAUGCAGACCUCGAUCCUGCAACCAGCUGGGGGCAUACGUCUAAUCUUGUUAAGCCUACUCUCACUAAGGAACAGAUUUGGAAGAGUCGCGAAUUUCGUUCUCUAGUGGAAAUGGGCUUCAAGAAAGACGACGUGGAAAUAGCUCUGCGGAGCCGUGAGAUGAACCGCGAAGAGGCACAUGAGCUGCUGAGCCAGCUUCGCCCACAUGAUCAGUGGCGUCGUCACGACGGCGGCCACUCAGGCUAUGACCCGACCAACCAGUCGGCCAGCACUCAAUCCUUCCCGCGCUUCAAUCAACACGUUACUCAACAGAUGUCAUUCCCACCGGGGGUUGGUGUGCCGAGCGGCGCGGUGGCAGCAGCCGCGGCUGCGGCGGCAGGCGGCUCUGUGGCCAGCGCCAGCCUACUCAAGCUCCAGCAGCAGCAACAGCAACAGCAUCAGGCCGCCGCGGCUGUACAGCUACAGCAGCAGCAACAGCCGAGCAACAAUGCGCCCCAGCCGCCCUUCAAUCAGUUUAACGAAAAACAGCAGGCGUCACGCACACCGCAGAACCAGCCGUCUACCCAGCAGCUGCGUAUGCUCGUCCAGCAAAUACAGUUGGCUGUACAGGAGGGUUAUCUCAACCAUCAGAUCCUGAACCAGCCACUGGCGCCGCAGACACUUAUCUUGCUCAAUCAGCUGCUCCAACAGAUCAAGGUCUUGCAACAGCUCCAUCAACAACACACCAUGCAAAACUCGCUCAAGGGCAACGGACAGACCGUCUUGCAAAUCAGCGUCCAGAUCACCAAGACCAAGCAGCAGAUCGCCAAUCUCCAGAACCAGAUUGCCGUGCAACAGGCCACAUACAUGAAGCAGCAGCAGCAACAACAGCAGCAGCAGCAGCAACAACAGCAUCCGACUACGCCGACCCAGCCGUCCGACUACUACAAGCCACCGUCGGUCCACGAUCCUAUGAGUGCACUGCAAAACAGCUUCAGCGACCUUGCCAUGAAGGAGACAGUGAGCCAGCCGCAAUCUCGAUUAAACCAGUGGAAACUACCGUCGCUGGAUAAAGACGGCGACUCCGUAGCAAACGAGUUCUCUCGCGCGCCCGGUAGCACCAGCACCAAGCCGCCUACAACUCCAGGUGGCCUCAGUCAGUCUCACAGCAGCCCGAACAUGAAUCCGCUUCUCGGACCAGGCGACGGUACCUGGUCUACACGACUCGGCGAUAGCGGUUGGCCAGAUGCAGGCAACAGCGACUCUACCGACGGCAAGGAUUGGCAGCCGGCGGUUGCCGGAGCAGCAUUCACUGAUCUUGUACCAGAGUUCGAGCCCGGCAAACCCUGGAAGGGGCCACAGAUGAAGACAAUCGAGGACGACCCAAGUAUCACACCUGGCUCGGUGGUUCGCUCACCGCUCUCGCUGGCCGCCAUCAAAGAUCCUGACACCAUAUUCUCAGCCGGCAGCAAGACCUCGCCGCCACCGCAGUCAGCCGACAGCACCUCCAUUCCUAGUCUCAGCAACUCGACCUGGAGCUUUAAUCCUCCAGUCACGACACCCAGCGUUUUUACCAGUGGUUUACUUGCGCAUAGUUCGAAGAACACCUGGGCAGACGCGGCUCCACCGCCAACAGCCGUCACUUCGGAGCUGUGGGGCGCACCGAUGAGCAAAUCUCGUGGUCCGCCACCCGGCCUCGGCAGUAAGGGCACUGGCUCCGUUUCCAACGCAAGCAAUGGAUGGACAGCUCUCAGUCGCUCCAACACUUGGGGCCUGCAAUCCAACGCUCCGGGCGCUGGAGCUGGUAACAGCGGAUGGAUGUCGCCCUCCACCUGGCUGCUUCUUAAAAAUCUCACACCGCAAAUCGACGGCUCAACUCUCAAGACUCUGUGCAUGCAGCACGGACCUGUCCAAGACUUCCGACUUUAUCUCAACCAUGGAAUUGCCCUCGCCAAAUAUUCUUCGAGAGACGAGGCCAGCAAGGCUCAAGGCGCGCUGAACAACUGCGUUCUCGGCAACACAACUAUCUUCGCCGAGUCGCCCGUUGACAGCGAAGUGCAUACUCUGCUCCAGCAGCUUAGCCAUGGCAGUGGUGGUGGCGGUGGCGCCGGUGGAGCUGGUGGCCAGCAGCCGAGCAGCAACGCCGCCAACUGGGGCAUUCGUGCCAGUGCCAACAAAGCAGGUCCGCCCACUGACACCUGGGGCGCUGGUGCCAGCCAGCUCUGGGGUGCACCGCCCGCAACCAAUUCGCUCUGGAGCAGCAGCGGAUUAGACACUAGCGACCAGCAGCGUGCCACGCCGAGCUCCCUGAACUCGUACUUACCCGGCGACCUCCUGGGAGGUGAGUCCAUGUAGAUGACGAUGAUGAUGAUGAACGAAAAUCGAGGAAGGAGCCUUCUUGUCACGAGCAACGUCAAUUAAAAAAAUCCCAACAAAUUUCCGAGAUUACAAAGAAAUAAUGGACGAGAAUGCCGCAAUCGAGAAACGACGAAAUUCCGAGAUACGAGAGAGUAAGAAACUACUACCAUUGAAACAAAGCAAACAAAAAAUAAUUAACGAGAGGAGCGAGCAACUCGUGAUCGCUCCGCGAGACUGUAGGCUAUUGUAAACGAUACAUAUAUAUACUACAUAUGCGUGCGAGAAUUCGUCCCCGAAUAAGCGUUACUUAAAGAAAAAUAUUGAGGAGAAGGAAUUUAGGAGGCGUCGAGCAGCACGAGACCGUAAUUCGAAAGAGUCGUAAAGUUUUUUAUCUGAUCGUUGACCCGCGUAUUCUUUCCUUUUCUCCUAUGUUUAACGAGGAUCAGCAGUAUAUCAAUUCCUCGCUCUCAAUGCGAGAGGGCGACGAAUAUAUCGCAAGAGACUCGAGGAACUUACCCUCUCGGCUGCUCCUCGCGACUUUGUCGAUACAUACCAUAACACAAUAAGUGCGAGACGUAUCGAAUGAUCACCGCCGAGGAGCCUCGCACAUAUUCGUACAAUGACAAAAUGAUAAGUAAUCACAAUAAUAAUUCUAAUAAUAAAUAAUGCCCACUAAUGCAAGGCUCGCCGGACGGUCGGUCGCUGUUUUUAAUUUUCUUCUUCACACAGCCAAGAAGGGAUCACACCACAGGCGCGCGCUUUCGUAAACGAGUGUUCCAUUUUUUUCUUCUUUCUUUCUUCAUUCUUCGCCGACCAGUCGAAGACUGCGGCGAGCAUUAAACUUAGACUGUACCAAUCUAAUCAAAAAGGGUGUAGAAAAAAAGGAAAAAAAGCGUUAAAAAAAUAAUGAUAAACGAAAUAUAGUGUGUGUGAGAGAGCGAAUUGAUGAAAAGAAAAUAAUACAAUAUCUUCUAAAGCAAACAAAAUGAUAAUGAGCAUUGACGUCGCCCGACUCCGUGUGUUGACAAAGGCUCGCGCGCGAGCUGUUGCGACGACGUUCCGGGCCUCCGCGGAGUUUUUAAGCAAAAAUAAGAAAAAGGGGCGAGAGACCGUGAUGUGGUCCCGACGCGCGCGCGUGGAAUAAAACAAAAGUUCUCUCCGUUCCCGAAGUCUGAGAUACACACGUACACAUAUAUUAUUAUAUUAUAAAUAUAAAAAUAAAAAAUCCGUCGAGAGGCUGAGAAAAAAGGGACACGCGCAGCGCCAUCCGUAGGUAGCGAAAAAAAAACUAAAGCCAACGAGAGAGAGAGAGACGCGGCCGGCGACGCAACGAUACCAAAUGUUAUCGCAAUAACGUAAAUUUUAUUCUAUAUUAAAUCUAAAUGCCACCUGUCGUGCCAAUGUCCAGUGUGUCUCUGUACCAUUUAUUAAUUGUAGAGUUUUAAUGAUAUUAAAUAAAUCGACGACGUGAACGAGUGAAUAAUAGGAAAUCCGGGGUGGGUGGGUGGGGUGUAUGAGUUUUGUGUGUACAGUUAGGGGAAGGGAAGAGAUACAAUUGACGCUUGAGCUUCUUUUUCGCGAUAUAUCGAGGAAGUAUAAGAGGCCAGGAGAGUAGUCGCGAUGUAGUCAGGUGGGGAAAUCUGCGCGAGAGGUGAGGACCGAGACUAUAGUUUCUUCACUGUUUUCAUUGUACUACUAUAAUUAAUGUUUUGUUCGCUCAGAACGGAUCUUAUCUGACUAAUUCACGGUUGUGGGGGGAGUGUCGAACUCUACCUAAUUUCGGUUGAUCUGCUUUAUCGCUACCACACUUUCUUCGAACAACCUAAUAACUGAUCUGGUGAUAUAGAUGACGUGUACAUAUAUAAGUAUAUCUUUAUCCGGGGGGUGGGAGGAGGUAUCGAAUUUUUAGUCUGCACUUACGACGACGAAUGACGAAAAGGUUUUCCUCGAUGCAGUAGCAAAAAUAACAGUUCGAUGAGAUUUUUUGUUUUUUGUUCCUUCAUUGGUCGUUGUUGUGUGACACGUUCGGACCUCGAGCUUUCAGUAGUCUUAAUGGUAAUCCAGCGGUGAAUAAAAAAAAAGACAAACUUUCUUACUGAGCUUUGACGUCGAUUCUUAGAUUAGGAGAGAUUCGGAGAAUGACCAAAUAAGGAAGAUGUUUUAUCAUUCGCUUAGAGGACCUCGCGGUCGAGGUCAGUAAAAGUUUUAAAUUCACGUGAGUGUAUAAUAAGUGAUGACUUUUUUUCGUUAUGUAUCUCGGCGUUGAACGUACCUGAUUGACUGAUGAGAGGGGAACGACGACGCAAUUUUACAAUGGAGAACGGGAACGAAAAACAAAAAAAAAACAAAAAAAAAACAAAAAAAAAUGCGAAAAAUCAACUUAGAAUUUGAUACUUUUGAUCUUUUUAUCGAUGUUUCUAUUUAUUUUUUUAAACACUUUUUUGCAAUUUUAAAAAAAAGCGCGAGUGGAAUUUUGUUCUCCAUUCCCUUCUAUUUACUUUUCACUCUCAUUCUUGCUCUUUUUACUAUAUAUAUACAUACAUACAUAAUCUUUCCCUCUCUCAGUCGACACUAUCGACGCGAGAAGCGACGAAUUCGAAACCAUAUAGCUGAAAAAUUCCACAAAAAUAUAUAUACACGCAUUCACCUAAGCUCACGCAAUACAGGACGAAACUCAAACGACGUUUUCGAGUGAUCGGCAUACUUAUAGGGUUUUUAAACGGAUGUAUAAUUAGGAAAGGAUGACGCGAUAUAUGUUAUGCAUAGCAUUUGCACACUAAAAAUCGAGUCGAAAAGAGAGGAAAAGGUUUUAAAAUUAAAAAUAAGUACAUAAUAAGAGACACACACGUGAAAGAUAAAAAUACACUUACACACAUCGAUAGAAUUGUAAGAAUAAGUUCUGAUUGUAUUAUUUAAUUGUAAAGAAAAGCGAAUCUAUAUACGAUCGAUUAAUCAUUGAUGGAAGAGUGCGAUGUAAAGGCAUACAUUAUAUGUACAUCAAAUAUAUAUUAUAUAUAUUUAUAUAUUUACGAAGCGUACAAGCGACUUUACGUGAAAACACUGACAUACAAGUAUUUUUUUGUUUUUUUUUCAAACGUAUCUUCUUUAAAGAAAAAAGCAACUCGAGAAAGAUUAUUAAAUGCUAGUCGCGAGCAACGCGAAACAAAGUAACAAUACUAAAAAACAUAUACUAAAGCAAGCGCGACGAUGAAUUGUUUUUCAGCAUUGUCACGAUCUAAAAUUGCACAUUACACAAUUAUUAUUAUAUUAUAUUAUAUUAUUUUUAUUAUUAUUUUUUUUUUGUAAAAGCAAUAUGCCAGACUUUUUAUUAUUACUCAAAUUGUUCUUGUCAAUUCUUUUUCAUUCCUUCAUAUAAUUAUAUUAUGUACACGCGUGCGAAAGAAAAAAACUGUUGAGGCCUUUUGUUCGCUGAGACCUCGAGAAGAAGACGCAUAUUAUAACUAGAUAACUUCGGACACUCCGGAAGAUUCCGAUGCAUCGAUACGUAAAGGCUGAGUCUGUUUCCGGUUUUCGUAUACGACCACCCAAACACGCGUAGUAAACAAAUAUUAUUGCCAAAGAUCCACUCGUAUCCGCAAACUCGAACCGCACGCGAGUCAAACUCGCCAGGGGCAAAAUUCACGAGUGCGAGCGGAUUUUUCCUCGAAAAGGACCUAAAGACCAAACAAAUAAGUCACAUGGCAGAGGGUCUCAUAAUUUGUCCGACGCUUUUUUCAAAAUCUUGUUUGCCGUACUAUUAUACCAGCACUAAAUGAAAAGGCCUUCGUUUGUAAGGCGGCACUGAGUUUCUGAGUGAAUAAGACAGAAACAAUUCCAUCGAUAGAGCUACGACAUCACGCGUGGCAAAAGCAACUCAUUAAAAAAAAAAAAAAUAUGUAGUCCAGUAGAUUUUAAAAACGACAAGCAAAUAUACGUGCGUACUAACGAUUAUCGCGACGCAAAGCUUUAAAAUUUAUUUUUCUAACUAAAACGAAAAAUGCGAGACAAAAUAAAAAAAUGCAAUGAGACAAAAAAAUCAAUAAAGUGUUAAUCAUUUUAUUAUAACUUAUUCUUUAACAUAUUCUAAAGAUCGACGUAUGGCGACAUCGACCAAACGGUAGUGAAAGGUGUUAAAAAUCGUGUAACUUAGAACGUCGCCACGGCGGCAGGUGAUCUAAAGCCAUUUUUAUUUGUAUAAUUCAUACAGGAGGAAUUAGUGAUAGUCGAAACUGAAAAAUAUAGAUACUUUUUGGCGCCUAUGCGUUUCGAUGCGAAGCUCAGCGAGGAGGCAUUUAUUUUGACUUUUUUCCUGCGACAUUAUGUAGCUAGGAAAAUAAUGCGAGUAAACUAAAAAAGAAACAAACGACAUUGAUGCUCACACACGUGCUUGUGAAAGCAAAGUCAACUUCGAGAGAACCAAACGUACACGUGUCGCAUAUGUAUAGAAAAAGCUCGAAGAGACGAUCACAUGCGAAAAAUAAGAUAAAAUAACCACCGCGUUCGAAAGAAAGCUUUCGAGACUGGAGGACGAUAAUGAUGGUGAUGUUGUGACAAAGUAUUUCACGUGUUGCGCCUGAGACUUACAUAAUUCAUUGAUCAAAUCAAAGACGAUGACGAACGGCAGAUUUUUGUUGUGAUAAUAACUAUUUGAACUUGUAGGUAUUAUAUGCUGUAAUCAAUGCGCGCGGCUUUCGUUAAAUAUAUAUUUCCCUCCUCUCGCGAGAGAGCGCGAGACUAAAGAAAUGCGAAGAGAAGUUACGACGACGAAGUGCUAAGAAUAGACGCGCGGGAAUCUGAGGAAUAUUAUUAGAGUAAAGAAAAACAAUACUUAUCGAAUACGUCAAUGUACCUACUCUAUGUUUUAAAAAGUACAGGCGAUUCUUACUCACGUGCUGAUACACACACAUAACCCAUUAAUAUUACUACAUAUAUAUGAUAAAAAAAUAUAUAUAUAUCUAUAUAUAUAUAAAAUAUAUAAAUAUAUAUAGAUGGAAAUAGUAUAUAUAUGAAAAUAUAUACGUUUAUAAUUUCAAGUAAGAUUCUAUUAUCGUAUAAGGGUAUGAAAAAAGUAUGAGAGUAAGACGAAUAAGAAAAAAAAAAUUAAGUAAGAAACAAUACGAUUUUUAAUAUUAAUAUAUUUAUGACAAAGAUAUUAGCCAUUAUUUGUUAAAAACAAAAAAGUAUCCCUAAACACGGGCAGCGGAAAUUUAAUGCAGCAAGUCUCGCGUUCUAUUGAUCUUUACGAUAAAUAUAUGUGUGAAAAAGAACGACGAGACGUAUUAUAGUUCUCUGCGUCCAAAACGCAGGAAGGGCGAUAAAAGUGUAAAAAGCGUUCUAGAAACAGUUCGAUAGGAAUUUAAGGAAUUUGACGUGAAAAAAAAUUAAUAAUUAUACAGAAGCAUUGUACACACCCGAAACACACACAUAUUCAUGCACACGAAUUCCAAUGUACCUUAUACGCUUUCCGUUGCUGUCGUCGUCGUCGUCUUUCUUGUAUAACUCGCGACAAGGGAAGCCAAUUCUUCAUUGUCUCUAUACGUACUAAAAAGAAAAUAUCAGACCCGCUUCGGGCGAUGAUCAUUCCGAGGAACCGUGAAUUUCGAAUCUUCUCUCGCGCUAUUCGAUCCUAGUCAAUAGAAUGGAACUUUGAUAGUCACACGGCGACGAAAAUGAAAAAAAAAAAAUUAUCAUCACACACGCGUUGGGAAAACGAUUCAUAUCAAACUUGGUCAGAGUUUUGUUAAUGUCCAGUCAAGUUCCUCGACUGAUCCUGAGAGGUUGUCUGUGCGUUAGCAAGUGUCGAGAGACCAAAUCAGCCACGUCGUUGUCGUCGUCGUUGUUUUUAUGAAGAGGUUUUCUCGAGAACACGAUCCACAACUAGCAUAAAUAAAAGAAAGAAAACUUGUACACACAAAUUGCGAUUACUAUAUUAUAGUACUAAUUCAUUAUAGCUAAACGGAACGCGGCUCUGUUUUACCGAAUAGAUAAAAAAAUACAAAAAAAAGGAAUAAUAAACUAGCGCUUAAGGGAAUUUUAGAGAGGGCUUUGUUUUUUUUUUGACGAGUGAGGUCUUUUAGAUUUUUAAGUAAGAAACACGUACACACACACACACACACACACUAAGAUUUAAGGCGACAACAAGAUUAAUUAAAGAAAAAAAAACUGCAAAAAAUGACAAAAAAAAUUAAUAAUAAACACCCGCUAUGUGAUAUUCUCGUGUCUUGUCCGACGAGAGACGUUGUUUUUUAGGAUUAUUAUUAUUAUCAUUAUAUUAUAUUGUAAUUAAUUGAUCAUGUAUCGCUAUGAUUUUAUGGGGAUACGUCGUAUAACAGUGGUAUAUGCCGUUAUUAUGAAUUAUUGCUGCUGCGAAUUGUCGGGCGAGUGGAUCGCGAUCGUGUCGAUAUAUGCGCUAGCGCGUGCCUAUACCUACC
Molecule: messenger RNA, 13308 nt
Organism: Nasonia vitripennis (jewel wasp)
Lineage: Eukaryota; Metazoa; Arthropoda; Insecta; Hymenoptera; Pteromalidae
Gene: gw
Product: protein Gawky
Exons: 18
Coding region: 260-6874 (2204 amino acids)
Biological process (GO): positive regulation of nuclear-transcribed mRNA poly(A) tail shortening; miRNA-mediated gene silencing by inhibition of translation
Cellular component (GO): P-body; nucleoplasm
Molecular function (GO): RNA binding; protein binding
Source: RefSeq, a predicted model, not a curated record